AUGAAGAUAUCCUCCCGACACCUUGAUUUUUAUUUACCUGACAAUGCAUUAAAUCUCACAGAGUUACCACCAGCAACUGCAACAUUGACUGCGGCAUAUGUCUGUUGGACCAUUGUGCUAUCUAUCGUUAGAAGGCGAUAUAUAAAAGAUUCUGCUCUCGAAGAUAUAGACUCAAGAUUGGUAGUGGUCCCAUUCUUACAGAUGAUCCCAAAUAAAAUAUUCUUUUAUCCAUUGUCAUUGGUGUUCUCUAAUUUAAUUGACGUUGAACCAUGGAAAUUUAUAUUGAACUUCGCGAAUCUACUUAUAGGUGGUGCUUACAUUGAGAUCUUGUGGCAAAGUCCCUUGGAACUACUUAAAUUUGUGUUGGGAAUAGGUUCACUAGCUAAUUUGAUCGUUGUUCUCAUCACGAUUUGCUUGCAUAUAAUCUGGCCAUCGAUUAGACUAGAUUUGCCCUUAGACGGCAAUUACACACUCAUUGUAGGUUUCCCUAUAAUAUACAAGCAAUUGUUCCCCGAGACUACCAUCUUUGAAACCAAACAAUUGCCUUUCAUUUCAAAAAACUUUAGGUUUAAACUAUUGCCCAUCUUCACCUUAAUUGCUCUAACAUUCAUACAAUUGGUGUGGUUCCAUCAUUUUUCGCAGUUACUCUCUAUCUGGAUCACUUUCUUCACAUGCUACUUCUAUUUGAGAUUUUACCAAGAGUUGCCUCGUACUAUGGCUGAGGGCACUGAUUAUAAAGUGAUCGGGGACGCCUCAGAAACUUUCCAAUUGAUCUAUUUCUUCCCAGAUUUGUUAAAGCCUGUUUUAUCCCCAAUAUUUGACUUUGUCUAUGAAAAGUUCGUUGUUGAAUGGCAUCUUGCAACACCAUUUAGAAUGUAUGACAUCGAGCAAGCAAACAUAUCGGCUCAAAAGAGAGGAGCUAAACCCGUGGGUAGUUCUAACGCAGAGGAAAGGAGAAAACAACUAGCCCUACAAGUCUUAGAAGAAAGAUUAGUAGAUGAAGACGGGACAGAACUAGGAGAUAUUUCUGCAGAGAAUCGUGUUUGA
Molecule: messenger RNA, 1047 nt
Organism: Kluyveromyces marxianus DMKU3-1042
Lineage: Eukaryota; Fungi; Ascomycota; Saccharomycetes; Saccharomycetales; Saccharomycetaceae
Exons: 1
Coding region: 1-1047 (348 amino acids)
Biological process (GO): retrograde vesicle-mediated transport, Golgi to endoplasmic reticulum
Cellular component (GO): Golgi apparatus; membrane
Source: RefSeq, a predicted model, not a curated record